Molecule: messenger RNA, 3489 nt
Organism: Trichoplusia ni (cabbage looper)
Lineage: Eukaryota; Metazoa; Arthropoda; Insecta; Lepidoptera; Noctuidae
Gene: Lmpt
Product: four and a half LIM domains protein 2
Exons: 7
Coding region: 133-2091 (652 amino acids)
Cellular component (GO): nucleus; Z disc
Molecular function (GO): transcription coregulator activity; zinc ion binding
Source: RefSeq, a predicted model, not a curated record
CACUUUAAUUUCAGUUGUUCAAAUCUUGUCUCAGCGUAAUAGCGCUGCAUCCGUCCCGCUCCCCUGAGACCCUUACAAAGUACCCCUUUUCCAUUCCUUUUAAUACAGCCGUGUUUGUUCGAGGACUUUGAAAUGGGACUCCUGCUAUCUGUCGUUCUCACGUACGCCGGGGCGAAUGAAACCAUCGAGUGCAUCAAACAUUUACUGAGUGGCGUGCUACCCAGCGGCAGCCCGGACCUGCAACACCUCGCCGAGUACUACGCCGCUCAGCUCAAGAAAGCGACCAACUCGUCCUCGGCAGCCGACUGGACUAAGGAAUGCGGUCAGGGAUAUCUAUGUUUAACACAAGAUAAAAAUGGAAAACUAAAAUCGGCCGCCGUCAAGUACUACGACGACAGAGCAGACUCGACCCCCAUAUUGUUCUCCACGAAAAUAUCCAGCUUCGGCCAGGAGUCCCUAGACAGCCUAACGAGCGAAGACAACAGCAAAAGCGAAAGGUACAACACACCUACGAAAACGAAAACCAUCCUAGCAAACACCUCAGAGUCGAUCAGUGUCGGCCAGAGAAACAGAUCACCUACGCCUCGUGAAACUAUUUCAGAUUCAAAUCACAACAGCUUUACUUCCAACUCUGUCGCGCCCGACACCAACGACGUCGUCGACGGGGCUAAAGAGAAACUGACAUGGCAUUACCGACCAUUGAGUCCCGACCGCACCCCGCCAGCACUGCCCGAAAUACAUUUCCAAUCAUUUGACGAAGACAAAAGAGGCGUUUACACCGAAGACUUCUUAAGAUCUCUUGAUGGCAUUAAGUUUCGACCGUUACAACGAAGCGACCCGAGUGGCAGGCGACGGAGUUUCAAAAAGCGUCACUCUUCGUCGUCAAAUUCUUCCAAAGAUUCGCGAGCGUCGCGCGAGGAAGAACUAAAGAUGUUCACGUCACUCGAGGAAGCUGAGUUCGAGCGUAUGAAUAAAGCUGAACAAGUCGGAGGGUUUGGAAGCACUCCUAAUCUAUCAGCGCGUUCUUAUUCCAGAAGUCGGUCGAGGGAAAACUCGAGGGAGAGGAGGCCGGAAAACUGGAGCGUGGAGGCCUCCGUCGACAGCGUCGCCUCCGAAGAUAGAGUCAACGAGUUAAAGCCGCAUUUGAAAGACGUGCCCAAACUCAACUCCUUCGAGGAAGAACCAAAUGAGACCAAAGAGCUUAUUUUCAGUGGCGAGUACACCAAGGCGAUGAACAAGGACUGGCACAGCGGUCACUUCUGCUGCUGGCAAUGCGACGAGUCGCUGACUGGCCAGCGCUACGUCCUGAGGGACGAGCACCCCUACUGCAUCAAGUGCUACGAGAGCGUCUUCGCCAACGGCUGCGAAGAAUGCAACAAAAUCAUUGGAAUCGACUCUAAGGACCUGUCCUACAAAGACAAGCACUGGCACGAGGCGUGCUUCCUGUGCGCCAAGUGCCGCGUGUCCCUCGUCGACAAGCAGUUCGGCUCCAAGCUCGACAAGAUCUACUGCGGCAACUGCUACGACGCCCAGUUCGCGAGCCGCUGCGAUGGAUGCGGCGAGGUGUUCCGUGCUGGAACCAAGAAGAUGGAGUACAAGACCCGACAGUGGCACGAGAAGUGCUUCUGCUGCGUGGUGUGCAAGAACCCCAUCGGCACCAGGAGCUUCAUCCCGCGCGAGCAGGAGAUCUACUGCGCCGGCUGCUACGAGGACAAGUUCGCUACACGCUGCGUCAAGUGCAACAAGAUCAUCACGCAAGGCGGCGUGACCUACAAGAACGAGCCGUGGCACCGCGAGUGCUUCACGUGCACCAACUGCAACACGUCGCUGGCGGGACAGCGGUUCACGUCGCGUGACGAGAAGCCCUACUGCGCCGAGUGCUUCGGAGAACUCUUCGCCAAGAGGUGCACCUCGUGCACCAAGCCUAUCACCGGCAUCGGCGGCACCCGCUUCAUCUCGUUCGAGGACCGCCACUGGCACAACGACUGCUUCAUCUGCGCGCAGUGCAAGACCUCGCUGGUGGGCAAGGGCUUCAUCACCGACGGACAAGACAUCAUCUGCCCCGAGUGCGCCAAACAGAAGCUCAUGUAAAUACGCCCUCAUCACGCACAGCCAACUAACGCUUCCAAUCGACUGGCAGUAACACCUGGAGAUCUACAGCUUUAUCAUCGAGUGAAUCACCGACGAGAAUCGAUACUUAUCGAUUACAACCCGUUCCCAAAUUAAUCGAUUCUCGUUAACAAAAGAUAUGUGACUAAUUUAUUUUGUGUCAUCUUUAUAGCGAAAAAACCAUACUACCGGUUGUCGCUAACGCCAGAGACUGGGUCGCGUCAAAGACUCACCAAACAUCGAGCGAUGUGCUUUUCGACCUCAUUGACAAAGUUAACUUCCACAAGGUCAAUGUCAACCCUUAGAACGUUACUUAGACACUUGUUGACGAUAUUUUUAUACAAAAAAAUGACGAAAAUCACAAAAAAAUGUGAAUGCACAAAUUGUGUUAUCAAGUAUUUAAUUUCGCUUUUUGAAAUAUUUUAUUUAUAUAUAUUGACUGUUUAGUUCUGACUAAUGAGCCCUCUGUAUCUAUUGUUACGUAGGUAUGUAUUACGUGCUAAUUGCCAUAUGAUUUCGCUUUGGCUGUUGUAUUAGUCUUAGAUAUAUAAUUGUCAAUUUACCUAGUGCGAUUCACACGAUGCCUUAAUAACAUAUCUAAGUCAAUUUCGAGGACAUAUUAUUUCUUGUUGUAUAGCCACCUUAUUUAUAAAUUUUGUGAUUUAAGUCUUGCCUUUCUUUAUAAUGCUAAAGGACAAUCUACUGUGUUCAAGAUUUAUAAUUAAAGAGGUCCUACAACCUACUCUGGUGUUGCCAGAUAUAUAUUUCUUUCUAUUAUUAAUAGACGCCCUAAUGGGCGGUAAUAAGUGCUUGUCAUGUAACAUAGUAUAUAAGAAAUUUAUUGAAAGAGUAAUGUACGUGUUAUAUUUUAAGUAUUUAUUUAUACGGGAGGACGCACUUAUUAUCUGUGGGGACGCCGAUGGUGUUGCCGUGUCACAUUAAAAAGAUGAGAUUUUAGAUGUAGUGUUGCCAUAUACGCCAUCGGUAGGUCGCUGCCUAACACUAUUGUUAAGUGACAUCUAGUUUUACUAAUAAAAAUAAUAAUAUAAAAAAAUAUUUUUGUUCUCGAAUAAGAAUCAAUCGCGUUCAUUGAAUGUUAUCGAUAUUUUUACAUGAAGGUAAAUAUGUUAGCGUUUAGUGGUAGGUAACAUCUGUGUGUAUCGCGAGCGAGACCGCGCCGCGAGCCGACCAUGCUAAGAUUGGGGAACACUUUAUAAACGUUACUAGUUAAGGAUUAAAUUAUUCGAAUGUUGAAUUAUUAAUUUAUAAUAAUGUGUACACUUAAAAACAACCGCUUAGCUGUGUGAUCUGAUCUAAUUCAAUAUUUCUAUCUAUCCAUAGAAUGUAAACUAUGAAACUGAAAUAAACGAUUUAAAAGUA